CAUCGUCUCCAUCCAUCCAAAUCCUUUCUGAACAUGUGGAGACAGGGGCGAGAACGCUGAAAACUUUAAAAUGUCAAUCAGAAAUUUGAUGUCAUUGAGAACAGUAGUGAGCAUAGAGCCUCAGCUAAAACGUACCGUAAAUUCCAUAAACACAGUUGUACGAACAAUGAGUUCUUUUCCUAAAUCACAAGAUAUGCAAAAUGGAAAUGAAGUAAAUGGCAUUCAUAGAGAGAACCUGCCAGCAGAUCAACAGUUCUUCUGCAAAGCAUUUGAAUUAGUCUUCAAAGAAGGAGUUCUUGAUGCCACAAAACGAGAUGCUAAAGUUGUGGAAUUUUAUGACCCGGAUACACUUAAAAACCUAGCGGAUCUCACUAUACGCGAUGAUGGGGAAAGUGAUGAAAAAGUAUUAGAACACUGUAGAAGUGCUUUUAAAUAUGCAGUCAAACCAGCAAGCCCUCAUUUUUUCAAUCAACUUUUUGCUGGGCAAGAUUUAUAUGGAUUAGCAGGUCAGUGGUUAACAGAUGCUAUCAACGCCAGCCAGUACACAUUUGAAGUUGCUCCACUUUUUACACUUAUUGAACAUGAAGUCUUUGCUAAAUUUCGAGAACUCUGUGGCUACAAGUCAGGAGAUGGCAUAUUUUGUCCAGGUGGUUCACUUGCCAAUAUGUAUGCAUUGAAUCUUGCGAGGUACAAGAAAUUCCCACAGUCAAAGGAGAAAGGAAUGUAUGGAUGUCCGAGACUUGCUGUAUUCACCUCUGAACAGAGUCAUUAUUCCCUUAAGAAGGGAGCAUUCUUCCUUGGUUUAGGUCUUGAAAGCCUAAAAAUCGUGAAAUGUGAUGAUAGUGGUAAGAUGAUCCCAGGAGAACUUGAAAAGGCCAUUAAGAAAGCAGAGGAAGAGGUAAACUGCUUUAUUAAUAUUAUUUUUUUUAUUAAAAUAGACAGGUACGAUCCUUUGGAUGAAAUUGCAGAUAUAUGUGAGAAACGUGAUUUGUGGCUUCACGUAGAUGCUGCUUGGGGAGGAGCAGCCCUACUGUCCAGCAAGUAUAAGCAUUUACUGAAAGGUGUGGAGAGGACCAACUCACUUACCUGGUGUCAACACAAGAUGAUGGGAGUUCCUCUUCAAUGUUCUGCUUUUGUUCUCAAUGGAAAUGAAGGACUGCUUCAUAGAGCCCACUCAGCAGGGGCAAGGUAUUUAUUUCAACAAGAUAAGUUCUACGAUAUGUCGUACGAUACUGGAGACAAGUCAAUCCAGUGUGGACGAAAAGUGGACGCAUUCAAGAUUUGGCUAAUGUGGAAAAAGAAGGGAAAUAAAGGAUUUGAGGCUGAAAUUAAUCACAAGUUUAAUAAUUCCAGAUACAUGGCUAAUGUUAUUAAAAGCAGAAAAGAUUUCAUCUUAGUCCUUGAACCUGAAUGCACCAAUGUAUGCUUCUGGUACCUUCCCCCGUGCCUGCAGGGAUUGGAACGAACACCAGAAUUCUGGGACAGAAUGAGAAAGGUUGCACCUAUUAUCAAGGAACGCAUGGUUCGGAAUGGAUCUCUCCUGAUAGGAUAUCAACCGCUUGAGCCCAGAGUCAACUUCUUCCGUCAGAUAUUCGCUAAUGCUCAGACGUCAAAAGAGGACGUUGACUAUAUCAUCAACGAAAUUGCGACUCUAGGAGAGGAUUUGCAAGUUUAG
Anneissia japonica is the source of this 1675-nucleotide messenger RNA. Its product is annotated as cysteine sulfinic acid decarboxylase-like. Gene Ontology annotation, biological process: carboxylic acid metabolic process. Gene Ontology annotation, molecular function: carboxy-lyase activity; pyridoxal phosphate binding. The record is from RefSeq and is a predicted model, not a curated record. The transcript has 15 exons. Lineage: Eukaryota; Metazoa; Echinodermata; Crinoidea; Comatulida; Comatulidae. Gene Ontology annotation, cellular component: cytoplasm. The coding region runs from base 71 to 1675 and encodes 534 amino acids.